Molecule: messenger RNA, 851 nt
Organism: Anneissia japonica
Lineage: Eukaryota; Metazoa; Echinodermata; Crinoidea; Comatulida; Comatulidae
Product: P2X purinoceptor 7-like
Exons: 2
Coding region: 98-679 (193 amino acids)
Source: RefSeq, a predicted model, not a curated record
CUCAUCCUGACAAGAGUUGACAACCGCUGAUGCAUAUCAAAUGCAUAUUCAGUAAAUCGGCGCGGCCUGCAACAUAACCUUCACAAACGAGGUUGCAAUGGCCGAUCAUAGAAGGCCGAUGGGUUUUUUAUUUGAACCAGAAAAACAUAAAGAUAGCGUGGAAAUCGAUGAAGCACAUGAUUAUGAUCAAGAAGUCGAUGAGGCCAUGGAAAAUAGACUGGAUAAUUUAAACUGGUGCGCUUGCGGCCAAUGUCAGCUAAUGCCUACAAACGGAGAAUGCCUGUGUUGUAGGGAAGAAGAUAUUUUUACUUCUAAAAUGGACGAAAACUCUACUUGUUGUAUUUCGAAAACACAGACAUUUAAGAAUGCGUGCAAGAAUAAGGAUAUAUUAGAAAUUAUCAUGGCAGCGUUAAAGGAGGUUGUUGAUGAAGAUUUACGUGAUCCCAUUUCGAAUAGGUUGUACAGAUAUGCUGCUUAUAGAAGUUUCACCUGGUGGGUGUAUGGAAAACUUGGACGAAAACGUAGAAAGGUUAUUCCAGCAUGUGCUGUCCAUGCCAUCCGACAUCAAUUUCCAGAGGCAGACCAAAAUUAUGAAGGCUACCAUGAUGCUAUCAAGAACAUUUCACUAAAUGAAGACACUUUUGAAUACAUCAUAAGUUAUGUUUGUAUACCAACUUGAGUGUGCUAAGGCGAUACUUCUUUUAUAACUAUACAUACAACAACACACCAUACUAUACUAUACAGUACUAUGUAAUUCUCACGUGAAGGAGGCCCUCUAACUGGCCUUUUCAAAGUCAGUGUUUUUUAUGGCUUCACACAUGUGCAUGCAAAAAAUUUUACUUCUCUUUCAA